Cooperia oncophora is the source of this 306-nucleotide messenger RNA. The record is from the annotation of a GenBank genome assembly. Lineage: Eukaryota; Metazoa; Nematoda; Chromadorea; Rhabditida; Trichostrongylidae.
AUGUCGACGUCUGCGGUGCUGGUGCUUGCGCUCAGCGCUGUCUUCGCCUACGCUGAUCAGGAUGUGAAAAAUGCGACCGCUGCAGGAAGCUAUGGUUACGAUCAGCCAUAUAAUGAACCCUCUUACGCUGGUGGCUUCAAUUACCCUCCGUUUUACAAUGGACAAUACGGACCAUACGGACCAUAUGGACCAUAUGGAACGUUCGGACCCAAUUUCGACGUACUCAAGAACAGUGGGCGAUUAUGUAUGCAGCGUCGAUGUUGCCUACGGUGUCUAUACGUCGCAUCACCGCAGGGGUGGCCGUAA